Molecule: messenger RNA, 5769 nt
Organism: Syngnathus acus (greater pipefish)
Lineage: Eukaryota; Metazoa; Chordata; Actinopteri; Syngnathiformes; Syngnathidae
Product: protocadherin-7-like
Exons: 4
Coding region: 616-4029 (1137 amino acids)
Biological process (GO): homophilic cell-cell adhesion
Cellular component (GO): plasma membrane
Molecular function (GO): calcium ion binding
Source: RefSeq, a predicted model, not a curated record
GAGAGAGAGAGAGAGAGAGAGAGAGAGAGAGAAUGCGGGACUCUUGGAAAAAGACGCAUCUUCACUCGGUCCAUUACCGACAUCCCGAGCAGGGUGCUGGCGAGGAUUUAACGCGUAAUUGAUGCCCGUGCUGGGAUCUCCCGCUUCUGCUCGUCAAGAAAAGGCGCUAGACUAACUGCCUCGCUUGGUUACUUUUUAACCGUGAGCAUUUAAUAAAGUGGCUGCGGGAAGCACUGGUGUCCCCUUCCAAGUUGCGCGUCGGAUUCCGAUGGCUUGGCACGUUGCUCCGCCACUGCGGGGAAAGAAAGCAGAGGCACCCGCCGGCUCCUGAGCACGUUGGAUUUAUAUAUAAAUAUAUCACGCUGGUUGAAGAGCCCAGCAAGAACAGGACUGAGUUGCAAUAGGAGUUGAACAGACAGGAGAAUAAAGGACGUAAUAAGACAUCGGCCAUCAGUUGCAAAGAGUGUCGGUCAGAAGGGAGAAAGAAUAAAUCAAACACCCACGCUGUGGGCUACAACACUUCACUAAAGACAGAUAAAGAAAGAAGAGGCAAGCCAGGUGGUGAUUCAAGAGAGAAAACACUGAGGAGAGAGGCAAGCAGAGCAGGACGGAGCCAUGCAUCGACUUGGUGCAGUGCACUCCUCGGUGCAGGCUUUCAGCCUGGUGGUCUUACUGCUGCUGCAGCUGCUGACUCAGCUGCCAGGUGCACGCUCAGCCCUCCGAUACCGGGUAGCGGAGGAGGGCCCCCCUGAUGUUAAGAUAGGCAACGUGGCCGCAGACCUGGGCCUCACAGCGGGUACGGGCAGCGGGGACGUCACGUUUGCCUUGGAAAGUGGCUCCGAGUUCUUCAAGAUCGACAACGUGACCGGUGAGCUGACUACAGGGCCGAGACGUAUCGACAGGGAGAAGAUGCCCCAAUGCCAGAUGAUAUUUGACGAGAAUGAGUGCUUCUUGGACUUUGAGGUGUCUGUGAUUGGCCCCCUACAAAGCUGGGUGGACUUGUUUGAAGGCCGUGUCGUCAUAACAGACAUCAAUGACAACACCCCUUCCUUUCCGUCACCGGUGCUCCAGCUCUCAGUGGAGGAAAAUCGCCCAAUCGGCACGCUUUACUUGCUACCCACUGCUACAGAUAGGGAUUUUGGGCGAAACGGUAUCGACCGCUACGAGCUGAUCCAAGAAGGUGCAACUGGGUCAAGUUCGGCAAGACGGGCGACGGCUGGAAAUCCCAUUGGUAGAGUAGAUGGACUUGGGGAUAGGAGGGGUAGGAGUGGAGAUAACGUGGGAGGAGCCAGGAGCACUGUGUUUGAACUCCAAGUGGCAGAUAUACCAGAUGGUGAAAAACAACCUCAACUCAUUGUCAAAGGCACGUUGGACCGCGAGUUGAAGGACUCCUAUGAACUGAUCCUACGGGUUCGAGAUGGAGGGAACCCUCCACGAUCAUCUCAAGCUCUGCUGCGGGUUUCCAUCACAGAUGUAAACGACAACAGCCCAGUGUUUGAAAGGCCCACAUAUGAGGCGGAAAUGGCAGAAAAUGCACCUCCGGGAACCCCAGUACUCCAGGUGAGGGCUUCAGACCGUGACAUUGGUGUGAACGGACAGGUGGAGUACGUCUUUGGAGCGGCCACAGAAUCGGUCAGGCGGCUGCUGCGACUGGACGAGGCAACUGGAUGGUUGAGUGUUCUUCACAGGAUCGACAGGGAAGAGGUGGCCCAGCUAAGGUUCACGGUCACGGCACGGGACAGGGGUCAGCCGCCACGCUCCGAUCGAACCACGGUCAUUUUGGCAGUCCGUGAUGAAAACGACAACGUCCCGGUUGUCGAGAUUCGAAAAAUCGGACGAAUCCCAGUACGAGACGGAGCAGCAUUGGUACCCGAGAACGUUCUGGUAGACACUCCAGUCGCUCUGGUUCAGGUUUCGGACAGAGACCAAGGAGAAAAUGGAGCCGUGACCUGUACCGUUGUCGGAGAUGUGCCAUUCACUUUGAAGCCAGCAGGUGAAACAGCUCUCCCACCCUUACCUGCAGAUGAAGCCUUUGACAGGAACAAGAAAAAAUUCUUCCUGCAUACUUCGGCCUUGCUGGACUACGAGGUCACCAAAGAGUACAGCGUCACUAUUGUGGCAGUAGAUUCCGGAAGCCCGAGUCUUUCCAGCAACAGUUCCCUGAUGGUGCGAGUUGUUGAUUACAAUGACCAUCCCCCAAUCUUUGCCCAAAGUGUAGUGGAAGUCCACUUUGCAGAAAACAACUCUCCCAACGAGAGGGUCGUCACUGUGGUGGCCGCAGAUGCAGACAGUGGCAAGAACGCAGAGAUCGCGUAUUCACUGGAUCCCGUUUCAAACGGGCCGUUUCAUAUAGAUCCGGAUAAUGGAGAUAUUCGGGCUACUGGCAUGCUGGACCGAGAGCAGCGCGACAGGUAUGAACUCAAAGUUAUUGCGAAGGACAAGGGCACCCCUCCUUUACAAGGUUCAGCCACUGUUGUUAUUCAGGUGACUGACCGCAAUGACAAUGCGCCAAAGUUUGUCCAGGAAGUUUUUACAUUCUAUGUCAAAGAAAACCUGCUUGCCAACAGUCCAGUCGGCAUGGUCACCGUGACAGAUGCCGAUGAAGGUGAGAAUGCAGAACUCACUCUUUUUGUUGAAAUGGAUGGACUGGAGGAGAAGAAGAAUGGAGAGAAAAGUAUGGGAGACGAUGGAGAGAAGGAGCAAGGGGAGAUGUUCUCCAUCGAGAACAACACGGGCACCAUCUUCUCCACGUUGUCAUUUGACCGUGAAAAGCUUUCCACCUACACCUUCCGUGUACGUGCCGUUGACGGAGGAGAGCCUCGUAAAACCGCCACAGCCACCGUGUCACUCUUUGUGACCGAUGAGAACGACAACGCCCCCUCCAUCACAUCUCCAGCCAACGAUUCCUACACGCUGCUGCCACCUGCAAGUAGUGCCCGCACAAUCGUCAGGACUGUGACAGCCAUAGACUCAGACACCGGCCCAAAUGCGGAUCUUCACUAUGCAUUAGUUGGAGGGAAUCCCUUCAGAUUGUUUGAGAUCGGCCACUCCAAUGGUGUGAUCACACUGGCAGAGCCACUGGAACGGCGCCACAAAGGUCUGCAUCGCCUGGUGGUCAGGGUCAACGACAGUGGAGCCCCCUCGCUCUGCGCCACCGCCCUGGUCCACGUCUUCAUCAACGAGAGCUUGGUCAACGCCUCUCUAGUGGACGCCCAGGUAAGCCGAAGCUUGCAGGCUCCACUGUCACUGGACAUUGCAGGAGACCCAGACAGUGAGCGUGCAUUAGGUAAACAGCGGCUCAGUGUCGCCAUCGGUGUCCUGGCGGGAGCCGCCGCUGUCAUCCUGGUCAUCCUCCUUGUAGUCACGGCAAGGCAAUGCGGCGCUCAAGGCAAGAAUGGCUACGAAGCCGGUAAGAAGGAGCCCGAAGAAGAUUUCUUCACUCCGUCAGGGGCCCAACCGCAGGUCGGCCGUGGCGGCGGAUCCGACCGAGGCCGUAAACCUCGACGGGACAAGCGCAAUGGAAGCGGUGGUGGCACCGCAGCCGGAGCUGGCAAGUCAGACAGGUCACUCUACAGCGGUAUCGUCACCGUAAACGGGCUUCGCCGCCACCCUAAUGAUGAUGAUGAGGAGGAGGAUAUUAGCAGUGCGAGUGAGCGUCUGGCAGCACGCUACUGCGCCGUGGACGGUGACCCCGGCAGUCCGAGAAUGGGCGGUGGCAGGCGGCACCAGUCAAGCCCGGAUUUGGCCAGGCACUACAAGUCCAGCUCGCCUCUUCCUGCAGUCAAUCUCCAACCUCACUCCCCUCCAGCUGAAGGGAAGAAGCAUCAGGCAGUCCAGGAGCUGCCGCCCUCCAACACCUUUGUGGGCAGCGGGGGCUGCGUGGGGAGCACCGGCUCUAGCAGCAGCAGCAGCGGGGGCAGCGGGAAUGGCGACGCCAUGUCCCUGGGAUCAGACCAAUGCUCGGAGUACGGGUGCCAGACUGGGAACAAGUACAACAAACAGGUAGAACACUUUGAGAAGUUACUCUGAGUCCUAUUUAAUUUGCUUUGACUCUGCUGCCCCUUUUGUGUUAAAAUUCAAAACCAUGCUGAAUAUUGACACUAAGCCACUUCGUUCUGUCUGGCUGUCGUGCUCUUUGUCCGCGUCAUACCGGCGGAUUGCCGUCGUCUCCUCCCUGGCUUCAUGUCUUCUUAUUUACACAUCAGCUGACAUACUCUACCGCACACCCCGCAGCUCACAUCUAAACACCGUUUUAUCUCCGCAAAAUAGCUGCCAGUGUGUGCGCAGCCACGCACACAUCAGCAUCCAAUGCCUGUGAGACAUGUGUUGGUACCCUGCUGUUUAAAUGCGUUUGCGCUCAGCGUCAUAUGUUAGCAAGAUCUAACAAAAGGGACAAUAAGUCGAACCCCCACUGAACCACAGUAUAUUGAUGGAUGUUUUUGCUUGUAUACACCCUGAGGUGUUCAGAGGAUAGGUGGCCACAGAGGGAGUGGGCAGAUAGCUGCAUCCAACAGGCUAAUCAGUCAUGUUAUAUUUCAUUCCAUCUUCUCAAUCGCUUCUUUCUCUUGACUUUAGAAUAAAUGUGUAUUCCUUGAGCGAUGCAUUUCCAAAGCAGUGCCAGGAUAUGAAAAGCGGAAGUCCGGCUGACAAAUAAAUACUGCAGUCCACCUUGGCUUUUACCCACACGCAUCGACCUCAUCUAUCAUCUUAGAUGCACUGACACAGCAUGGUCUCGCAAGUCCGAGGGGAGUGCCGCUCUGAGUGAUGCUUGAGUGACAGCUCAACCCUCUUAAAGGGCCAGCGUCUUGUUUGUGUGACUGACGGCUCGAGAUUUAUCCUCCCUGUGGUGAAAAAGUGCUGAUGUGGUCAUUAAAAGAGAACCAGAGGAGCUUCUUAGGCUAAUCAAUUCAUACACAGGACCCGCUGAUCCUGCUGAAGACACACAUUCACAAAUACACAAACACGCACACGUGAAGGAGUGCACGCAAAAUAAUGCACACACACACUUAUGAGGUUAAUCCAUUACGGAGUCAAUCCUCUUAAUCUGCCUUUCCCAGGGUAAGAAAAUGCUUACUGGGAGAGUUUUGGUCUUCAUGCUUACGUGCACUCAAAACAUGCCAGCACACAUUGAAGGACGGGCAGACCCACAAACUGACAGCGUAAUGAAUUAUUGAUUGUACGGAGUAAUUAACUCCUCCGCAGCAGCCAUGGGUAUACCAUCCGCUAUCCCAAGUCCAUCCCAAAACAUUUCACACGCAGUCGUUCCUUGUCGUGAAGACUGCGGUUGCUUGUAGGUGUCUGAAUUUAUUAACACAAACCGUUUCCACACCGAGGUUUGUGUUGUUUGGGGUGCGACUUUGUGCUCGGGUGAUGGCUUAAUUCAAGUGCAUUUUAUAUGUGAAUGCAAGUGAGAGAUAGACUCGGGGACUAAAAGGUGGCGGGGAUGUGCUAAAUGUGGCAAGCUGGGCCGCUGACAGAAUUGGGAGUAGCAGUACAGAGGGAGGGGAAGGGAAUUAUACGAAGCAGGGAGAUGAAGUAACGAGAUGGGAGGAUGAAGUUUAAAUUCCCGAGCUACUUUACUACGCCAGAAAAAGGCAGUAUAAAUGAAAAAUCAUAAUCAGAGCCACUAGGGAGCUGCAAAUAAAGAGUAAAAAUGGCUGAUUGGACAAAACAAUUGGGCAUUGUGGAUGACGGGUUGGAUUGCAUUGGGAAAAAACAGCAUGGCAAAUCUGUUCAAUCACUGGCUUUUGGUUUUUAAAUACAUCCAAA